Macrobrachium nipponense is the source of this 5482-nucleotide messenger RNA. RefSeq lists its product as uncharacterized. Lineage: Eukaryota; Metazoa; Arthropoda; Malacostraca; Decapoda; Palaemonidae. The record is from RefSeq and is a predicted model, not a curated record. The transcript is spliced from 16 exons. Bases 245 to 5179 code for a protein of 1644 amino acids.
UUUGGCAUACCAGUGACGCUGGUGGGGUUGUUAGAGUUGAGUGUUAGAGUGCUGCGCCUUAAAUGCGCCGAAUCUUUAUGACCCACUCGACAUUCUCUUUCUAAAGAUUGCAUUUUCGGAAAUAGAUGUUGUGAAUGAUAGUUUUGACAGGAGUAAACGAGUGCCUUUUUUGGAUUUAACGAAGUGGAGUCGCUCAAGUUGGUAUAAUGCUGGGGGUGAUCUACGCAGCUACAAUAGCCAGCAAAUGGCUAUGAUACAUCGCGAAACUAUGGAAAUGGCUGGCCCAGAGGGGCCAUUCCCCCUGCCUGCAUCCCCACUGACACCAAAUAGUUGUUCCUCGAACCCUGCUAAUGUUGUUCUGCUGAGCAUGUGCAGCAGUGAAAGAAACCCGGGUAGAGACUCAGGAGUAGACAUCAGUGACGGUCUACGGGAACCAAAAGAAGACAACUGUCCCGGAUUACAAAAUGCAGAUCCCGGUCCUCAGGUAGCGGGUGUGGUACCAUUAGCUGAGGGGGAAUUUGUGAGUAGGAAUUUUUUCAUGAACCCCAUUGAAAAUGGCUUGAGAGAAAUGGAUAUCGGGGAAUCAGGAGACACUUCUGUAUCAGCAGAGAGCCAUAGUGAAUCAGAUUUAGAAAGCAGUGGGAGGCGUUUCUUGUUUGCCUCAGUAGGAGAGGAAAGUUUCACCUCCACGAGAACUGAAUCAACGAUACUGAGAGAGGAUUCUCUCCAGCCUGAAACUCCUACUUCUGAAGAUGUGUUUUUAAGCGAGAAUUCGGAUUCUUUGCAAGAGACGAUGAGUUCAGAUUCAGAUACUAGGCUUUUUCAGCCAGAAAAUGAUGACGAAAUGGCUGAUGAUGAGGGAGGAUUUGAACUGCCCUCUUCUAACUUCAACAUGCAGCAUGCUAAUAUUGUUAUUGACAAGUCAGACGUGCACUUCGGUUCAACGUUCAACUUGGCUUUGCCCUCCACAAAAGGUCUUCCAAAGCUCGAAAUAUCUGCAGCAACGGAAGGCCGAAAUAAAGAUGUACCUGCACCAAAUGCACAAAGUGUGCAUAUCAGAAUCGAAACACCUCCAGUACAGACAGUACAGUCUCACUUAACUAUUAAUAAAACACAGUCCACACCUGCACCAUCUGUUUCCUCUAUCAGUGCCAAGGACCUAAGGGAGAAUCCUCGAUUAGCCGAAAACCAUGUGCCCGUUCCAGUACCGCAGUUAUCACAUGCAAACAGAAUGGCCAAUACCACCACACUGACAACGCCUACUAGUCCAGGCCCAGGAAACUUUCAUAUUUCAGGAGCUGGAAGUGUUAUACUAGGACCCCAGAUAAUAUUCAAUUCUCCGCAAUGCAGAGAUAGUCCAGGACCUGUCAACACCAGCUUGGAAAAAGUACUUAAAGAGGCCGAGGAUAGGUUGGCAUUGACCUACAAGCACCAGACGAAGAGAUCUCUCCUGCCAUGGCUCAAAGGCCAUCAGAUAAUGACAGACUUUUAUACUGAAUCUAGAAUCCUUGCCGUUGACAGACAGGGUAAACAGACUCGCCAGACCGUCGAUCUGGUCAAUACGCUUGUUCAAGACGAUGAGAAUCGCUUCAUAUUGGAAGGAGAACCUGGAAUGGGCAAAACUCUUCUAGCCUGCAAACUGGCCAUAGACUGGGCAAAUAAGAAGAGUCUUCAGAAGUUCAAAUUUGUUUUCCUCAUUUUUCUACGAGACUUUAAAGACAGGCUGGAGGACCAUGUGAAAGAAGAACUCUUGUCGUCACUUUCAGAUGAGAAAUUCAAACAGGUGUGGGACUACUGUAAAAACAAUGAGGAACAAGUCCUGUUCAUCCUUGAUGGUUAUGAUGAACUGGAGAAAUCUGAUGAAUCCAAGAUCCAGAAACUCAUCGAGAGCAGAGACUUCCUUCGAAGCAAAGUUGUGGUAACGUCGAGACCAGAUGUGUUGAGAACCGUUGCACAGAGAAUUAUAGUGAAAGGUUUCAGUGAAGCUCAAAUGUUUGAAUUUAUUGGAAAGUAUUUUAAGUUAGUGAGUGACGAUAGUUCCGGUCAUGACAUGAAACGCAUCAUUGAAAAGGAUUACAAAUAUCGAAAACUAGCUAAAAGACCUUUGUUUUGCGUCCUCUUGUGUAUGUUAUAUGACUCAGAUGUUGUGUCUAAACUUCCUGAAAGGCUCUCUGAUUUAAUGUUCAAAAUCAUGUUGUGUCUCAUCAAAUGGAAUAACAAAAAAGUCAGUAACGUCAAUGAGAACACUGAGGCCUUUCCUCCGAAGUACGAAGAACUGUUUUUGAACUUUGGAAAGUUGUCACUGAAAGCCUUGAAAACUGACAAAACUCGUUUCAGUGAGAAGGAAAUCAUGGAGAUUGGAGAUGUUGACACUAACCUGUUACUCCAACUUGGGUUUUUAUCUAAUGACAGUGAAAACGAUGUGCUUGGGCCAAAGAAGUUUUGGAAACCAGUUCAUAAAAUAUUUCUGGAGUACUUAGCUGGGUUGUAUAUAGCUAAUCAUAUAAGUCGGGAGUGUAGAGACUGCAAAGAGUGCAGAGACUUUUCUUCAAUAUACCACCAUGAAAACGUUCUUCAGUUUGUGGUGGGUACACUUGAUAAGAGAGCUUACUUAGCAUUAGAUGGCAGAAAGUAUCAAAUGAUUCGUAAGAUGAAAGACACAGACUUGUUGAUGUUACUACGGGAAGCUGGACCCACAAAAGACAACUGUCGUGCUGUUGCCAAAUUGCUUGACCACAGCUAUGCCACGGUGUAUACGAGUGAAGUAGAUUUUGAAGGUUGGGGUUCCAUCCUUGCUCAGAAGUUUUCCAAUCUGAAAACGCUUGAAAUUGUGUGGAGAAUCAAGAGUAGUAACCCAGACCAAGAAAGCUCUUUCGCCGAGGCCACUCCAGAACAGUACAGUGCAUUCUUUAAUUCACUGAAGUCCAACACAAGCAUAAACAAAAUUAAAAUUAGGGCGACGCAGGAUGGUGAGCCUUUCUCUGAAGAGAAGAUCAGGCUCUUCUUUUCUAAUCUUGAAAUGGUUCUGCCAAAGGAAAAUUUAAGGGAGCUGGAAAUCAAGGAACUGAAGAUGCAUGUCUCUAGUCAUCUCAGAAGAGCCGUUGAGGGAGCCACUUGUCAGCUGAAUAAGAAAGCUCUGUGUGACUUGGAACAACUGCGUCUAGACAUGUUCAUGGACGACGAAGAUCUGUUUGUGCUUUGUGACAGACUCAGGAAAUGUGCACCUAAUCUGAAAGAGCUGCAGCUGACUGGUCUAGUCAUUGGUUUUCGUGGUUUCAGCAAGCUGGUAGAACUUCUCAAAAUGAGCAAAAGUCUUCAGAAGCUGCACAUUUCAAUGGAUAAGGCGCGCCUGCAGUCCAUGAAUGAUUGCACGCCGUCUAAUAUGUACACAGAUCAAAAGCGUAUGAAUCGCCAUGCCGUCAAUGAGAGUAAAAGGGCUUUCCAUGAACGGAAGGUCUCCCUGGAAGCAGAAACCUCAAGUCAAGAUACAUUACACUUUGGAAGAAAGGUCUACCAGAGAGUCCAUCGCAAUUCCUGUACUACACCCAUAGUUACCCUGGAGAGGGUGCAGCGACUGGAUUCUUCAGAAUAUUACACUGAACCGGAGAUCGAUAACAUUGAUUUAGAAAAUGAAGUAAACACAUCAAGAGAAAGGAGAGUCUCAUUGUCAGCAUUCCAGCAACUGUUGUCACCUAGAGAUGACUGUAACUCCGUGAGUUCUGCUUUUGGGACUGUCAGCCCUGCAGCAGGUAGUCGAAGUCCGUCUCUUUCCAGUGAAAACCGAGGAUGUUCACCAUCUCCAAGGCAUGAUGAAGCAAGCACAAACAGUGAAAGGAUAUAUUUCACUGGUGUGAAGGACCCAACCAAAGAAUUGAGCUACUUAUUUCAAGAUCCCUUAAACACCGGUACAAGGCCAACUUAUAUGGCCAACCGUUAUUCUUUUGUCCCAGGUGAUGGAAAAGACAACCUUCCACUGCCGCUUUGCAAUGAUCGGGAACAUAAAUCUGUUUUCCACGACUUGUUCUCUGCUUUGCCCGAAAGUAGUGUGAAAUCUCUCACACUUGACUAUCCUUGUCUCUAUUUAAGCACCUUGGACCUAGUUUGUUUAGGAGAUGCAAUUCGUAGAACAAAAUGUCUUGAGACUUUAAAACUUCAAAAUUUGAAAAAUGCCAAAAAGUACAUUCCUGUGGUCUUAGGAUUAGGACAGUGCCAAUCCCUUACUAGUGUUACACUGGAAUCGAAGAGUGUAAUAAUAACAGAUGCUUCAUUCUCCUUAGCCUGUUUAGCAUUGAGGAAUAAUACUACAUUGAAAAAACUUUCACUGGCUCAGUGGGAGUUUAGUAUAGAGAACAAAAAAAUGGCCACCCGUUACUUUAAGGACCUCUUGAGCAACUGGAAGGUUAAUGAUCUUAAUCUAGCCAACUGUAGUAUUGACAUUGGAGCUGGAAUGGCCAUAGCACCAACCCUGUUCACACCUCCAUUAUUACUGCCCAUUCAUGGUCCUACACAUCAUUGGUCCAGCAUAAAGACACUGAGACUGCCACAUGUGAAGCUGAAAGAACCUUUAGGUUUGGAGCGACGUGGGCAUCUCCUUUUGCCAGUGCUUAGACACUGUCCUAAUCUGACAGUAUUAGAUUUAUCAGCCUCCUCAAAUCAUAUUACAUCUUUAGAUGACUGUGCAACUCGCAAGUUCUUCCAACUUCUAGGAACAAACUUUAAGAAGCUCAAACAAUUAACACUGUGCAACUGGGAAUUUAAAUUUAAAAACUACGAAGAAACUUGUUUGGAUAUUGGUCAGCUAGUUCGCUCCUGUACAGAGUUGAGAACUUUAGUACUGGACAAAGUUAGUGAAGUUAGGUCAGGACUGUCAGUCCGUACCCAGUGUCGUGCAACAUUAUUGCACCAGUUGGUCAACAACCUUCCUCGUUUAUCAGAGCUCUCUCUUUGUUUCUACCGUAUUGAUGACUUUGAAUUAGACAAGCGGUCAGCUGCCCAGCUUGGUGCUUGCUUCCAUGAUCACUGGAACUCAACUAAUAAAUUCAAACUCAAAUUCUUUGGAUUAUCUCCAGCAGCAGAAACAGCUUUGCAUGAUGCCCUUAUGAAAGACUUUACAGUAAUUAUUAGUCAAGGAUAUCCACUAGAAAUAACUGUCCGAAAACGAUAUCUCUUUGCUGCAUGAAAAUUUAGGGCAGUAGUUUCCUACCGUUCUCGCUAAAGCUAUCAUGUCUUUUAAGAAAUUGUUUCUUUACCUCAUGAGUUCUUGUGAACUUUCAUCAUCAUUCAGCACUAAGGAGGAUGUAACACUCCCUUGAGCAGGGUAUGGAACUACUGCCCAGAGGUGUUUCAACUGUGAAAGGCCAAUGAGGAUUUGAAAAGCUUAUAAAGGGGCUUAUGAAAUUAGUAUUUAUUAUCCAUACAUAUAUGUAUAUAUACAUAUAUUGUAUACACACACACACACACACACACACACACACACAUAUAU